This is a messenger RNA of Pestalotiopsis fici W106-1, 1002 nucleotides long. RefSeq lists its product as uncharacterized. Lineage: Eukaryota; Fungi; Ascomycota; Sordariomycetes; Amphisphaeriales; Sporocadaceae. The transcript is spliced from 2 exons. Gene Ontology annotation, molecular function: oxidoreductase activity, acting on the CH-OH group of donors, NAD or NADP as acceptor. The record is from RefSeq and is a predicted model, not a curated record. The coding region runs from base 1 to 1002 and encodes 333 amino acids.
AUGUCUUCUCCCAAGCUCCUCAUUACUGGCACUACUGGCUUUAUCGGCUUCAAGGUUCUUCUUGGUGCCCUCAAAGCUGGUUACCAUGUUCGAGCCACUCUUCGCUCCCUUGGACAAAAAGACACAAUAGCCAAGCAUCCCCAAGUCACUGCAUUGGGCUUGCCGGCAGAUCGGUUGGAGUUUGUUGAAGUGCAGGAUAUUUGCAGCGACAAGGCAUACCAACAAGCCAUCAAAGGCAUUGAAUAUGUCAUCCAUCUGGCUUCACCUUUGCCAUCGCCUUUCCUUGACCCACAAACAGGCAUAUAUGAACCCAACAUCAAGAGCGCAACAAGUAUCUUGAAUAAUGCCCUUGAAGAGCCUUCCAUCAAGAAGCUAGUGAUUGCAUCGUCCGUCUUUGCAAACAGUCCUUUCCCUCCCGAUGGUAAAAAGAUCACUGCUGACUCUCGAAUUCCUGAUUUCCCCGGACCUUUCGAUGCUAUGCUGCCUGCUUAUAGCAUGGGAAAGGCUGGUGCUCUCAACGCUACUGACAGAUUUGUCAAGGAGAAGAACCCACACUUCAAAGUUGUCAACGUAUUCCCAGGAUUUGUCUUUGGCACGGACGAGAGGGCUCUGAAGUCAAGCGAUAUAUUUGCAGGAACCAAUAGAAUCCUUCUUGCAGCCGUAACCGGUCAGAAUGCCGAGAUGGCAAUGCCUGCGGGCGCCACGCACGUCUACGAUGCUGCCACGCUUUUCCUGACGGGACUCCAGGACGACGCGCCGACCAACAUUGGUGCGUCUGUACCUCAGACGUUUGACGAUGCUUGGCCCAUUGUCCAGAAGCAUUUCCCCGAGGCCGUUAGCAAUGGUCUACUUACUCGAGGAAGUCAACCUACCGCCCCUGUUCAUUGGGACUCGACACAAACCGAGAUAGAUAUCAAGGGCUUUAAGUUCAGAACCUAUGAGGACAUGGUCGUCGACACAGUUGCCCAGUAUCUCGACCUGUUGGCAAAAGAGAAGCAGUAA